Molecule: messenger RNA, 454 nt
Organism: Aethina tumida (small hive beetle)
Lineage: Eukaryota; Metazoa; Arthropoda; Insecta; Coleoptera; Nitidulidae
Product: ejaculatory bulb-specific protein 3
Exons: 2
Coding region: 5-382 (125 amino acids)
Source: RefSeq, a predicted model, not a curated record
AAUCAUGAAAUUCGUUGUGAUAUUAUUGGGACUAGUGUGUGCGGUGUAUGCAGAAGAGAAGUACACCACCAAAUAUGAUAACAUCAAUUUGGACGAAAUUUUGAAAAGUGAUAGAUUGUCGAAAAGGUAUCUGGACUGUGUGUUGGACAAAGUUAAGUGCACACCAGACGGAGAAGACUUGAAAAAACAUAUUCCUGAUGCUCUGCAGACCAACUGUUCCAAAUGUUCUGAAAAACAAUUCGCAGCUGUGAAAAAAGUACUGGCCCAUUUGAUCGAAAACAAAAGGGAAUGGUACGACGAACUGGCCGCCAAGUACGAUCCUGAGGGAAACUACAAAAAGAUGUAUUACGAACAAUACAAAAAGGAAGGUCUUAAUCUCUAAAGAAUGCAUUGUUAUUUAUUUUAUUACAAUUAUUUAUGUAUAUUUUUGUGUAAUAUAUUCGAAAUAAGACUA